CUUCAACGAGGGUGUGGCGGUCGAAGUCCGCAAGUAGAGCCCUAUUUAAACUUGCCCUGUCUUUCAGUGUCCUGCACACAUCAAUGCUGUCCCUUCAUGGCCCAUAUUGCUAGCACGGACAACUACCGCAUCCAUAUCGAAAUACUAGCAUGGCUCUCAUCCAGACGUCCCCUGUCCCCUCCACCUCCGAGGAUUCCAAGAUGGCCAUUGGGGAUCCCAAGACGGCCCAUGAGGGCCUUGAAGUGGUCCCCCCGGAUCCCGAGAUGGAUCCUGGGGAUCCGGACAGGGACGAUCCGGAGAUGGGCCCUGAAAGUCCCAGGAUGGCCCCUCAGUCUUUCAAGAUGGCCCUUGAUAGUCCGCAGGAACGCCCGAAAGACAAUCUAGAAGAGCUCCUAAAAGAAUUCAAGGACGUCUACGACCGCGAGGCCGGCGCGUACCGCCGAUGCUUGAAGGUCGUCGCAGAAGACCUGACGCACGUCCUGGCCCAGGAGUCUAUCCGGCAUCUCCCCACCCUCUCCCGGGUGAAGGGCUGGGCCUCCGUCAAGGGCACUGCAAAGCGCCGACAGAACGACCGCCUAACCGCCCAAGAGAUCCAACGCAAGAUGAUAGAGCUGAACGAGAACUGGGAGCGGCAUUUCGACCGAUACAAUAUGAGUAAGACGGAGCUCGGGUAUUUCAGGAACCGGGACGAGCUCAUCCGCGUCUUCCACGAUAUGCUCGGCGCGCGGAUCGUGCUUUAUUUCCCGAGCGACUCGAAGAAGGUGCUCGAGCUCCUGAAGGAGGCAGGCUAUGAGAUGGCCAAGGACCCAAAACGAAUGGGGGGUCUGGCGGAUGUCAAGAGGCUACGGAAGCUUCAUGCGAAAUGGUUGGAUGCAUCCGCGUCCAAAGCCCCCGCCGAUGACCUCAACCUGGAUGGCGUGGAGCAGCAGUUCUCCGGGUAUGGCGCUAUCCACCUUGCUGUAAAGGUACCCAAGCGGCUCCAGCCGCGGGACCUGGGCCCGGAAGCGGAGAUAUGGGACAGGAGGGUGGUGGAAAUCCAAGUCGGCACCGUCAUGAUGCACGCCUGGGCCGAGGUCGAGCACGACAUCACCUACAAGUCUCCCGGCGCGUCUCCCGGACGCGAGGUAACGCAGGACGAGAAGGGUGUUCUGGACAUGCUCAACGGCCUCGCCAUUGCCAGCGAGGUGGGCCUACAUCGAUUUCGGUCGCCGCCGUCGUCGCCGUCGCCACCCGCCGAGUCGAUCGAGGAACUGCGGAGCUGGCUGCACCAGCUCUACAUCCGAAAGAAACGGAGCAUACCAGCCAAGUGGGAUUACGUGGACGAGCUUUGGGAUUAUCUAAAGAACGGCGAGAAGAACAACCGGGACGCGUUCCAACCUCUUGCCGAGAAGGGUUGGUCGAACCUGUUGGCGUUCAAAGGCGGUCGGAGCUUCGAGUUCGACCAUGUUCUACCCUACAUCAUCAUGCAUGGCCGCCUGCCAGCUGAUGCGGUGUCGCAAGCUCCUCCACCGCCGUUAGUUACUCCGGAUCCGCCAUCUACCGGUGAUGGAAGCGGCAAAUUAAGGACGGAACUCCACACAACAGCUAACAAGCUCGGUGAACUCGUCCGCCAAUACUGUCCUCAGGACAGCCAGAUCGACCCCCAUGCAAAAGACAAGCACGGCCACAACGCUGCCUGGUAUGCUACCGCCUGCAUGAAGAAGCUUGGUGAGAUCAUCGCCUCGUUGGCGGCCACGUCGGGCAUCGGUUCCAACCGGGCAACGGAAUUGGGGAACGCUGCUCCCGACGGGUUGAGGCAAGCCUUCUUCUACGCUGUGGUAAAUGGCGAGAGCAAGGUGGUGCAGUUUGUAAUCGACAUGGGGGGCGACGUCAACUGGAAGAGUAACGGAUUGUAUGGGUGUUGGAGUAAAUACGACGUCCCGGCCCUCCACAUUGCGAACUACUACGGGAACGAAAAGCUCUGGCAGCUUUUAGUCAAAAACGGAGCCGACAGGAGCGCUAAAGAUGCCUAUGGAAAUUUGUGGACGGCCAAGACUUGGGGAGGAGAGAGAACCUGGACGUUUGUCUGAAACAACUCAAAGCGGACGAGGCACGGCAGGUGACUUCUGGCAACUUGCAGUUUCGGCACGGUGUAUGUCAGGGUUGUGAUCAAGGUAGCCGACUAGGUACAUUAGGUACACUCUACACGCGUAGCACAAAAACAAUAACAACCUCAGCAUGUGAUGGGAAGGUCUGGCGUUAGCUGCUUUGCCCCUAAAUUAUCAACGCCGCCGGCGUUCUUCCUGGUAGGUCACAAUUAGGCAAGACUAAAC
Molecule: messenger RNA, 2312 nt
Organism: Chaetomium fimeti
Lineage: Eukaryota; Fungi; Ascomycota; Sordariomycetes; Sordariales; Chaetomiaceae
Exons: 2
Coding region: 150-2069 (639 amino acids)
Biological process (GO): guanosine tetraphosphate metabolic process
Molecular function (GO): protein binding
Source: RefSeq, a predicted model, not a curated record